Molecule: messenger RNA, 1341 nt
Organism: Anoplophora glabripennis (Asian longhorned beetle)
Lineage: Eukaryota; Metazoa; Arthropoda; Insecta; Coleoptera; Cerambycidae
Product: 5-hydroxytryptamine receptor 2C-like
Exons: 6
Coding region: 1-1341 (446 amino acids)
Biological process (GO): G protein-coupled receptor signaling pathway, coupled to cyclic nucleotide second messenger; chemical synaptic transmission; serotonin receptor signaling pathway
Cellular component (GO): dendrite; membrane
Molecular function (GO): neurotransmitter receptor activity; serotonin binding; G protein-coupled serotonin receptor activity
Source: RefSeq, a predicted model, not a curated record
AUGCGGGAGAUUAACCCAGAUCGGGCUGUGACAGAUUUGGCCGUCUCCCUGCACAGGGUGAUCGGUAGUUCAAGGCCAACUGUGAAGGAUUUGAACCCACUCAAAUUAGCAGCAAGGCAACUACGAAACUGGCCCUUUGGAGUAAUCUGGUGUAAUGUAUACGUCACGUGUGACGUUCUAGCUUGCUCAGCUUCUAUAAUGCACAUGUGCUUCAUCAGCUUGGGUCGGUACCUGGGGAUCAGGAACCCGCUGAAGACGAGGCACAGCACCACCACGAGAACGGUAGUUCUCAGGAUAGCCCUAGUCUGGCUGUUGUCCAUGCUAGUAUCCAGCUCAAUCACAGUAUUAGGUAUAAUAAACCACGAAAAUAUAAUGCCCAAACCGGGGUCGUGCGUCAUAAACAACAGGGCAUUCUUCGUUUUUGGUUCCCUCAUAGCCUUCUACAUGCCAAUGGUGAUCAUGGUUGUCACCUAUGCCCUCACAGUCCAGUUGCUUAGGAAAAAGGCCAGAUUCGCAGCUGAACAUCCGGAAAAUGACCAGUUCCGUAGGUUAGGGGGGAGGUUUGCUCAAAAGCAGGAGAGGACACCUGCCAUAUCCGCCAGUAUGUGGAGGACCGUAGGAAGUGGAGAAAGGUCGACUAGUAGUAUGAGGAUAAGCGCUUCCCACACCCAAUUGCCGUACGUCAACGGGGGAAGCGGAGCCAACCAAGUAACAGGAGGUAGAAGAGACCAAAGCACUCAAACUCCCGAAAACAUAGCCAGGGAGACUAGGAACUGCAAGCUGCGGUCGUUGAAGCUACAGCUGAAUCACACAACGUCCAAUUUGACUAAUUUCAGACUGCUGGCGGGUCGCGUGAAGCGAAAAACCAUGGCGGCCAACUCCGUGGCCACCGAGCAGAAGGCUUCCAAAGUCCUCGGCUUGGUGUUCUUCACCUUCGUUCUGUGCUGGUCGCCCUUCUUCAUCCUCAACAUCCUCUUCGCUGCCUGCCCGGACUGCCACGUGCCCCAGCACGUCGUGGUGGUGUGCCUGUGGCUGGGCUACGUCAGCUCCACCAUCAACCCCAUCAUCUACACAGUGUUCAACAAGACCUUCAGGGCGGCCUUCAUCAGGCUGCUGCUGUGCCGCUGCCAGAGGUUGUCUCGGCCGGUGCGAUACAGGUCGGUCAAUGAGAGCAGGGGGGCGACGAGCCUCUGCACCCCUUCGGCGCUGCCCCUGGCCAUCAGCCUGCAGGGGACGCCCCUGCUGACGCCGGCGUCCACAGAGAGCUCGUACGUCAUCAGGACGCCGUCGUCGAACUUCAUCAGGGAACGGGAGGACUCUUACGACGAUCACGAUUGCUAG